Punica granatum (pomegranate) is the source of this 1272-nucleotide messenger RNA. The record is from RefSeq and is a predicted model, not a curated record. NCBI's taxonomy places the organism in Eukaryota, Viridiplantae, Streptophyta, Magnoliopsida, Myrtales, Lythraceae.
UGGACAAAAUGUAAGAUCUUGCCGAUUGAGCAAAGUCAUAGCUACCAAUAAGGCCAAUUCUUCAUGCUAUGUACUUAAAAACAAUGGCUAUGAUCCUCAGAAGAGAUGUCAUUGCGAUGAUGAUCAUGCUCCAAUUUCUCGGAGCUUGUUCAUCAUCAUUCUUUGCUCGGUCUUCCGGAGUCAGUGAUUCGGUCGCCCGUGACAGAUUCGAGCAGUGGGUGGCCCAACAUGGGAAAAAAUAUAGUGAUGAAGCUAACAGGGAAAACCGUUACAAGAUUUUCCGAGAAAAUUUGCAGCACGUGGAGGAUUUCAACAGAGCUGGGAACACAAGCUUCAGAUUGGGCUUGAACCAGUUCUCAGAUUUGACCACCGAAGAGUUCCGGGCAACCUACACCAUUACUAAGAUGACACCGAGGACUUCCAUGAACAUGACAGGAUCAUUUAGGAUCUCUGACGAUGCUCCAGUUCCGGAGUGCGUCAACUGGGUGGAAGCCGGAGUUGUUACCGGCAUAAGAAAUCAAGGGACAUGUGGAUGUUGUUGGGCACUUGCAGCAGUAGCCGCGAUCGAGUCGAUUAUAAAGAUGAGAGCAGGUGAGUUAUUGGAUUUAUCUGAACAACAGCUCCUGGACUGCGUCACGGACAAUGCUGGCUGCGAAGGCGGGACAAUGGUCCGUGCCUAUCAAUACGUCCUAGAUAACAAGAUUUCCGGCGAAAACCAAUACCCGUACCGAGGGGCCAAAGAAGACUGCGCCGCACCUGCCCCGCUAACCCAGAUCACAGGAUUCAGGACUGUGACACCCAGCAGUGAGGCCGACCUCCUGAGGGCCGUGGCCCAGCAGCCUGUCUCUGUCGGCAUCACAGCCAGCGACCUGUUCAGGGCCUACAAGGAUGGGAUCUUCCGCGGUACUGACUGCAGGAACGUGCAAAACCAUGCUGUUACUAUAGUGGGGUACGGGAUAGCGCCUGAGGAUGGAUCCAAGUACUGGCUCUUGAAGAACUCUUGGGGCGAUUCCUGGGGCGAGGGCGGGUACAUGAGGAUCGCCCGGGAGGUUCCUGAUCUCCCCCAGGGUGUGUGCGGACUUGCCACGGAUGCAUCUUUUCCUUAUUGAUCCUUGAGAAGGCCGAUUUCUUCAUGGAGGAAGUUCUUUCCAUUUUCACAUUUCAAGAUCUUAACAAUGAACUAUGAUUGCCUUACUCGCUUAUAUCUUCUUAUGGAAAAACGCACGAUGCCUUCUAACAUAAACAUGCAUCUCUAGCCUUGGUAUAUGUCAU